This is a messenger RNA of Dichotomopilus funicola, 2493 nucleotides long. RefSeq names its product ribonuclease H-like domain-containing protein. The record is from RefSeq and is a predicted model, not a curated record. Gene Ontology annotation, cellular component: nucleolus; nuclear exosome (RNase complex). The transcript has 5 exons. Gene Ontology annotation, molecular function: 3'-5'-RNA exonuclease activity; nucleotide binding; single-stranded RNA binding. Gene Ontology annotation, biological process: nuclear polyadenylation-dependent snRNA catabolic process; nuclear polyadenylation-dependent antisense transcript catabolic process; histone mRNA catabolic process. NCBI's taxonomy places the organism in Eukaryota, Fungi, Ascomycota, Sordariomycetes, Sordariales, Chaetomiaceae. The coding region runs from base 1 to 2493 and encodes 830 amino acids.
AUGGACUCAACGCAUGAGCUCAAGCCGUUGCGGAGCUUGGUUCAUUCUGCCCUCGUUGCGGUCACGCGCUCUGUCAACACUCUCGCAAACGAAGACCUCCGGUUCCAGCGAACUGUCCAUACCUCGGUUGCGACCCGCCUCGACCAGAACACCGAUCGCAUUCUCAAGUUGGCGGAUGGAGUCCUCAAAUCUGCCAGCCGGUUCACCGCACAGAGACGUCCUAAAUUAGACGAUGUAGACGAUGUCGAGAUUCAAUGGAAGGGCGUGGUGGAUGUGAUCGACACGCUGUUCGAGAAAUCGGAUACCUGCCUCGACGAGUACACUGGGCUAGUGAAGAAAAAAGAUGCCCCUGCCGCCGAAUCUGGUAGUGACCUAAAACGGGCCAAACCAACCAAUACCGGGUUGGCUUGGUCUCUCAGGCGGGCAAAUAUCCUCAAGCCCCAAUCCAAUUUCGAGAAAAAGCCACAGGAUCCGGAAUCAGGCCCAUGGAAACCCCAAGUUACCGCUAAGCCUCACGCACAAGUCCCUUUGGCAGCUAGUUUUGUGACAUUCGUCAACGGGGGAGGGCAUUCCCAGUAUAAGCAUCCAUACGAGCACGAAAUCGCUAGCAUGAGGUAUCCGGCAGAAGUUUACCAACGCUGCGAACCCACGAAGUAUCCGCCAAUAGAUCACACACAAGCUGUAUGGGUGGACACUUUUGAGGAUGUUUUGGAAAUGUUGGAGGAGCUGAAGAAAGCCAAGGAGAUUGCUAUUGAUCUAGAGCAUCACGACUACCGGUCUUACAAUGGACUUCUUUCGUUGAUGCAAAUCAGCACGCGGGAUAAGGACUGGAUAAUUGACACCCUUGUGCCGUGGAGACACAAGCUUGAAGUGCUCAAUGAGGUUUUUGCAGAUCCAAAAAUUGUCAAGGUUCUUCAUGGUGGUUUCAUGGACAUCAUCUGGCUCCAACGUGACUUGGGGUUGUACGUGGUCGGGCUGUUUGAUACCUUUUACGCUAGCGACACGUUGGGCUAUGCGAGGAAAAGUCUUGCUUUUUUGCUCAAGAAGUUCGUUGAUUUUGAUGCGGACAAGAAAUAUCAGCUUGCCGACUGGCGCAUAAGACCCCUCCCUCAGGAGAUGCUUUACUACGCCCGAUCCGACACCCACUUCCUUCUCUACAUUUACGACAUGGUGCGGAACGAGCUUGUGCAGCUAGCCUCGCAAAACGACGGCACGAUGAAUCCCAUCGACCGUGUCCUCGAGAAGUCUAAAGAAGUGUCUCUACAGCGCUAUGAACAUCCAAUUUGUGACGCAGAGACGGGCGUGGGAAAUCGCGGCUGGUUCAAUACGCUAGUCAAAUCACCAGCUUUGUAUAACGGGGAGCAGUUCGCCGUUUACAAAUCGGUAUACAAGUGGCGGGAUGAUCUCGCACGCAAGGAGGACGAAAGCCCGACCUUCUUCAUGUCCCAGCAAGCCAUCAAUGAGAUAGCACGCAUCUUACCUACGGAUCGGAUGGCCCUCUGGAACUUGCUGGGGCCCAAUGCCCAUAUACUCCGGUCCCGUGUUGACCAGCUUUUCGAAGUCGUUCAGGCGGCCCGGAGGAAUGGCGUGAAUGGACCGACAAAGUUGCAGUUUUUUACGCAAUUCUCCUCAGAAACCGGACCAACACAACAACAACAGAAACCUGCCGCAGAAGGAGACAACAAGCCACUCGAGAUCGAAGAACUCAAGAGUAGUCGUUCUCAGUUGUGGGGUGACAUGGCCAUCAACUCUGCCCUCGAUGGGACAUCUAAACCUCGCCCGAUGGACGAAAAGGACUUGAUUCCGCUCUAUAGCUUCGACUUUGGUGCCGUUAGGGAAGAGCUGCCGGACGGUCCGACACCAUCGCCCCACGAUGCCGUUGAGAAAGCCCCAGGGGUUCGUGCCGUUUUUGAGGACGAAGGCUUCACACUUAGAACUGGGAAAAAGCGGAAAGCCAGCAGUGAAUCCACCAAAUCUUCAAGCGCAAAAGCUGGGAGUACGCCCCCCGAAACUGAUGAAUCCGGACGAACGGUGCUGCCUGACGCAUCGAUUUCCGACUCGGAGAGCAGCAACACGGAAGCAUUAGAGGGGGAUACUGAUCUACCCUCUUCCAGCGGAAAGAAUGCCGGUCAAGCGGAGGCCAAGCGCGCCAAGCACGAGGUUGAAGUCCUUCGGAACAAGAUGGGGGCGACAGCAUCCCAACAGCUGAAGGCGCAAGCAGGUUCCGAAGACCAUUCGCAGUUGCAGGCUCAAGCGCAAGCCCACGACGAAGUUCCGUUCGAUUAUGCCAACGCCUCGUCCGUGCUGCGAGCCCCUUCAAAGGGUGACCACAACAACAACGACGGCAGCGGGGGCAAGGGUGGUAAAGGCAAAGGCAAACGUGGCGGCAAGGCGGCGUUUGACCCAUAUGCCAAAAAGUCAGGGGACGCGCCGCAGGGCGCUAGGAAAUUGAAUUAUGAGCGGGCUGGACGGACGGCGACGUUUAAAAAGUGA